Messenger RNA from Platichthys flesus (European flounder), 7821 nucleotides. RefSeq names its product zinc finger protein 516-like. The record is from RefSeq and is a predicted model, not a curated record. Gene Ontology annotation, molecular function: DNA-binding transcription factor activity, RNA polymerase II-specific; RNA polymerase II cis-regulatory region sequence-specific DNA binding. Bases 941 to 4330 code for a protein of 1129 amino acids. The transcript is spliced from 6 exons. Gene Ontology annotation, biological process: regulation of DNA-templated transcription. Lineage: Eukaryota; Metazoa; Chordata; Actinopteri; Pleuronectiformes; Pleuronectidae. Gene Ontology annotation, cellular component: nucleus.
UCCGAUGACACCUGAAGGCAGCACCAGUGAAACGACGAGAGACAGAGAGAGCGAGAGAGAGGGAGUGUGAGAGAGCGAGGAAAGAGAAAGAGAGAGAGAGAGAGGAACCUGUACUGUUACUACAACACAAGGAGACGGGAGUCGGCCACAGAUAAAUAACGAUGAUAAUAAUAUUGGUAAUAAUAAGUUGAGCUCGCUCCGGUCAGACAGUCGCGGUCUGGAGGACAGAGCGUAUCAGUCUCUCUCUACCUCUGCUGGAUCUGGACUCUAUAUUUGCUUUUGGAGGAACUGCGCCGGUCCCUGCUCUUCUGUGUGUGUGUGUGUGUGUGUGUGUGUGUGAGAGAGAGUGUGUGUGUGUGUGCGUGUGUGCGUGUUUGUGUGAGCGAGAAGGUCCUCAGAGCUCCGCGGUGUUUUAACCGGUGGAUGAUAUACAUGCAGGCUGCACUACAGAGAGCUCCCUAUUACAUGACCUGAAAGCUGCUGAUACACAAAAAAACUGAGGUUGAAGGAGAGACGCCAGUGACAUGAAGAAUAGAAGUUUGUUGAAUUAACUGCGCUGACACAGAAACCUCUAAAAAACUUCCUGCCACUGACAUAAUGAUGACCUGAAAUUGCAUGAGAACUUUCACUUAAUUCUGAGAACGAGAAUCUCAGGUUUCCAUUUUGUUCUAGGCCUCUGUUAGGCUGAAAACAGGUUCGACAUCUUUGUUAAUGGUCAAUGACAGUGCUCGUUGAAGAUGGAUUGAUGGUGUGGCACUGGAGAGAGUGCUGAAUGAGCUGCUGCGUUAGCAGUUGGAUUUCUGGAUGACUGGAGGCAGAUAGCAUUAUAGUUGGUCAACCAGGGCGCUCUAGAAUUCCCUAGAUGUCCAACUGCAGAUAGCAGAGUUUUCAAGUUCUUUUUAGCUCGCUAGAGGCAAGAAAGAUAUAGCAGAUUAGUACCAUGAAUACUAGAGACGAUAUGGAGGUGAUGGAGACCCAGGCUGGAGGUCAAAAGGAAAAGCUCUUGAGAGACAAGGUUAAUCAUGCGAUUGAGAUUGAGGGUGAGGAUGACAAAAUCCCUGGGAGUUUCGACUGCACUGUCUGCGGACGCAGCUUCCCCUUCCUCAGCUCUUUGUCGCAGCAUAUGAGACGCCACACUGGUGCACGUCCUUACAAAUGCCCCUACUGUGACCACAGGGCCUCUCAGAAAGGCAACCUCAAAGUGCACAUUCGCAGCCAUAAACUGGGCACACUCUCUAGCCAUCACUCCAACGAGGAUGAAGAAGGUGGGGCUGAGGAGGAGGAGAUGAGUGUUUCUGAGGGUCUCGAUGGAGGUACGAGUCCAACUAAAAGUAGCUCUGCCUGCAACCGGAUGAUCAAUGGGGAUAGUGUUGAAGAGAGCCGGAGGAAAGGGCCUGCAAGGAGCAUGAAAAGAGAGAAGUCUGUUACUGACCAGCGGCCUUACUGUUGCCGUCUCUGUGGCUAUGAGGCCCAGCGAGAAGAUCAGCUCCUCAGCCACAUUGAAAAGGUCCACAUUACUGCAGACGCAGAAGAGGAGACGGCUGUUAAGGAAGAGGCUGUGACUGAACCUGAUGCCAACCCAGCCCAGGCUGAUGGGGCCUUCCCCUGUGAGACCUGUGGCCAAAUCUUCAGCCAAGCCUGGUUUCUGAAGUCGCACAUGAAGAAACACGCAGGGGUCCUGGACCACUGCUGUCGUAUUUGUGGACGACGGUUCCGCGAAGCUUGGUUUCUCAAAUCUCACAUGAAAACACACAACACCAAAUCUAGGUCACGGUCAAAAGCAGAAUCAACUGAGCAUCCGGCCACCAUCAACGAUGUAGCGCAGGACCCUGAUAUUGCUUCUGGCGCUGUAACAUCUACCUAUCAAAUGUGCUCUAAAUGUGGGAACCUGUUUCACACCAAAGAGAGCCUAAGAGUCCACGAAAAGGUUCAUGGUGUCAGCUAUGGCAAGAAAUCCCAGAGCCAAUGCAGAGCCAGUGAUGAGGAGGACUCACCAGCUGCUAAGAGACGUUUUCUAGACUAUUUAAACAUCCGACCUGUUGAGGAAAAGACCCUGGACAAAGACAGUGAAGGGGAGAAAAUUGUUGGGCAAAGAAUUCUUGAGCUAGAUCCAGUUUGCAGCUACCAGGCCUGGCAAUUAGCCACUAAAGGAAGAGUUGUGGAGCCAGUAGAGCAUAGUUUCAAGGCCUCCUAUGGGGGAGGAGGUUUCGGGGAGGAUGCCCUUGCUGGAGCUGCUGUGGUCUUUGAGAAGGCGAGCAGUCGUUAUGUCCUUCAAGGUCAACAGAAGCGCAGCGCAGGCAGACGCAGCAGCUCUGGGUUUGGAAGUCAUGGCUCUUCAGGGGACCGGACGCCAGAGAACCUCAGCGACUCCGAGUACCGGCCAUCGUCUCGCCAUGACCGACGACGGUCAUCCCAGUCGCAGUCGUCCUCCAAGUACAACGAGUGCUUUGAGUGCGGGAAGGUGUUUCGCAGUCGUCACCAGAUGAUCGUCCACCAGCGGGUCCACAGGAAAGACGGACGCAGGGCGUCCGCAGGGGACAAGGAAAGAACUGCAAGGGAAGACCGAUGGGGCUCCACCAGUGAUCCAGAGUCAGGCUCCCCCAGUCGGCCCUGCACCCCAGGGUACGGAGACUCUCCACCGGCCUCUACCCUGGGAGAUCAGGCCUCAGAGAUUGGUAGUGCAAACUCUGGAGGGCUUUCAGAUGAGAACCCUUACAUCUGCAGCCUGUGUGACUUUGUUACCUCUGAGUCACAGGCUUAUCUGACUCAUGUUCGUGUCAAACACCCGCCCGCCCCCGAAGACAGACCCAGCCCCAGCCCCAGCCCCAGCUCUAGCUCGGACAGAGGCACACCCAGCAGUUAUCCCAAGCUGAAGAAAGCUCUUCUCCAGGGGCUGAAAAGCUCAGCAUACCCUUUGGCUUACCUCGGUGCUCGAUCGUCCCAUCUGGACCCCAGCAUGACCCCUGUGGAUCUGUGUGUGAGGGCUGAUGGCACGAGGGGGAUAGCCUCCCUCACCUUGGACAGGAAGAGCCUCCCUAGCCACAAGUGCUCCUUCUGCUCCCACUCCACCCGCUAUCCCGAGGUGCUCUGGAUGCACCAGACUGUGGCUCACCGCAUCAACAGCAGUAGCUCCAAUCUGGCUCCUAAAUGGGCCUUUAAGAACAACUCAAAGGGCUCCCGGGACGGCUCGUUAUCCUCCAGGAGGCGCACCGGUCCCCCACCAGUCCUGGAGGGAAAAGAGUGUCCACCGCUGCCUCCACUGAUCCGCACCCAGCGUACCCAGCCCCCAACCGACGCCAGUGAGGUGCAGAAGAAGAACAAGCCAGCCAGUCACGCAGCCACGCCAUCAUCAUCAUCAUCAUCUUCAUCAUCAUCAUCAUCAUUAUCAACAUCAUCAUCGUCAUCACCAUCAUCAUCUUCCUGUACCCCCUCCACGUCAUUCUCCAGGGGUUCCUCCUCCUCCUCGGGCACCCAUGUGGGGAGAGUCCCUGUACAGCCAGGCGUCAGCGCCAACAGCAGCAUCAGGCACACUGAGGACCAGAGCUAUCCGUCCCGCUUCAGACCCAAAGUGGAUAUUUACCCAAGGGGAAGUUCGCUCUCAUCCUCAGGCUCCACAGAGAAGAGCAGUGGCGCCCUCUCACAUUCCUCAGCACCGAGCCCCAGCUCCGCCACAGUUUCCAGGAUGGCCGACCGCUACUUAAUGCCUCAAGAGGGUCUCGGUUUCAUGCUGUCCAGCAAACAUGGCCUUGCUGAGUACAGCCGGGCCAGGGGCUCCCCUCAUCAGCCGCAUCCCAACUCCAAGAGCCAGGGCCGGGCUAACGCCACAAGGCCCAGCGCCAUCACCCAUAGCUCCGCAGCGGGAGACAACUAUGGAGCCCCCCAGGCACGCAGAGGCACUCUGCAUAAUUCCGCCUCCUCCUCUACUUCUACUUCAUUGCCUUUGGAGUCUCGUGCAGAUGUGAAGCAGGAGCCAAUCGCUGAGACACCGGAGAUGCCAAAUGACGUCCUCAGCUUCCUCAAGAACUACAGCCCCCACGAUCUGGCCACUUUAUACCACCGCUGGGGUGCAGCCAACGCCAUGUUGGAUCCCACUGGGAUGCUGAGGUCUCUCAUGCGACAGGGGCAGUAUAUCUGUCAGGAGUGCGGGAAGAGCUUCAGUCAGCCGAGCCACCUGCGCACGCACAUGAGAUCCCAUACAGUUGGGUUUGAUUUUAACGGACUCCACAGAGGUACUGACGCUCACGCCACCGCUUCUGAGGCUCCCAAACAAGGGAGAGGCCAUUCUGCUGCCAGCUCUGCCCAUACCGAGCAUCUCAGAAAGGGAACCUAAAGACGCACGUCCAGAGUGUCCACCAUAUGCCUUUCGACAACAGCCUGUACCCAGACACACGGAGCUUGUCAUUGAGCCUGGAGGAGCAAGGAGCGCUGGCUGCCAAACACCCACCAACGCCACAACAAUAACAAUCUCCUCUGGAUGUACUAUGAUCUGGUUUUGGGGGCCAGACUAGUCAGGGCAUCAAACAUCUCCAAAAUACAGCCACCACUCAUAGAAAUCUGCAAAUGGGACCCGAGACACAUGAUUGACUUUUUGAGCCUCUCCUCUCCGCUGAGUAUCCUGCGAGAAGAAAUGUAUAAAAUGAAGGUUCUUGUAAUUUUUUUGAAGUACUUUUGUUUUUGUUAAGAAGCUAGCUAAAGCUGUGCUAGGCAGUUGUAAAAGCAGAAAAUAUAGGGCCACUGAGGAAGGAAAGCAUAGAUGGAAAGGAAAAGAGGAUUCGCCAACGUUUGCUCUUUUCAAUUGUGAAGUUUGGCAAAAUAAGGACAGUUGUUUUAAGUUUACAUCAACGUAAAAGGACGAUGGAACACAGGGGUCCUACGAACUGAAAUUCGUACCUCUCGCUGCCAUUUUGGAGGCACCACCACCUGCUUAGCUCAUCUCGACAAAAGGCAAACGAUUUUAGUCGAGGACUGUGGCAUUGCAUGGCUUUUUUGUUUGCCUUAUUGUAUGAGUUUGUGCGUUCCUCAGGACACCAAUCAUCCAGGAAAUGACACGAGAGAGGAGAGGAUGCUCUGCCCUUCAUCAACAGUCCACUGACACAUUGCAAGCUCGUCUCAUCUGGGCUCUAAGUGUUGUGGAUGGCGACUCCUAUGUGUGUGAGGCUGCACAGCUGAUGAUUAGGGAGAGAGCGAGACUGAGUUGGAGAGAGGUAGGAUUACAGAGAGAGAGAGAGAGAGAGAGAGAGAGAGAGAGAGAGAACGCUAAUGGGGGUGUCUGCUUUAGUGCUCAUUAAAAAGAGUGUGCGUUUUUAAUAGCCAAUAUAAAUGAGCGUACCACUUUUAUGGUCAUUCAAUUAUUGUCCAUUUAAGAGGAAAGAACUGAGUGGAGGCAGUUUUCCUCCAUAACUCCAUCACGUCAGGGAGUGACUUUGAAUUAGACUCCACAACCGAGGGAGUGGCAGGAACUCGUAAGUGGAUCAGACAGAUCAAGCCUCAGAUUAUGUCCUGUUCAUGCAAAGGAGAGCAUGGUACUGCUAGUGUUGGAAAAACUUGCUUUUAUUGCUUUUUAAAAUAUGUUCGUUUUCAUUCUCAAAUAAUUGUGAAACAUUGCAGCUUCAUUUGCUUAAUUUGGAAAGUUAGAAAAAAAACUAAAAUUCAAAAUAAAACUUGAGUAGCUGAGUUCUCUGGAUCAAUGUGCAUUAUUCCAAAACUGUUCAUCUAUUACUUUAAAACCGGCAAAUUAAACAAAAACAGACAUAUGGUGCAACAUGUACUUUUGACAUAACAAAUGAUUUUGUCAAUGAAACAUUUAGGACAGAUGCCCCGAAUCUUACGCUUUGUUCAUACUAAUGCAGAUAUUUUGCUAUAAAAAAUCUUCCCUGGUAUUUGACAGGUUGUUGACAUGGACUUUUUUGCCGCUGACCUGGCAUGCUUGUUGGAGUCUAGUCAUUUUUGUGUACUCGUCUGGAAGGAGAUAUUUUGUAAAACAAGGUUCAAUAUGUAUGGGAAACAUAUCUGCAAAGAAUAUCUGCAGUAGUGUAUGCAAGGCCUACAUUUCUUGAGUUAAGAUUAGCAUUUUAGAAAGACAGAAAGGAAAAGGUAAUAGAGAGAGAGUGAGAGAGAGAGAGAGAGAGAGAGAGAGAGAGAUAGGUCAGGAGGUCAGGCUUCCAGAGAGAUCAGGGAUAAAUACACAAGUUGGACACAUUCUGAGGCCUAUUAAACUGUAGCGCCGUCACAGCCUUAACACAGGUGUGUGUGUGUGAGAGUAUGUGCAGGUGCAUUCUUUUCAAACCUCUCCAUACUGUGUAAGAGGUUCACCCGCUCCUAUGUACUCCAGCCUCCCUCUAGAAGCUUUAGUGCAGCAGCCUACCUCCUCUGCGUUGAAAGCCUGUUUUAAGUUUUGGUCGGCUGGUUAUAAAGGUAUAGAACUGCUCUUUGCGAGGAUGACAUGUUCUUUUCUGUGGUGUCCCGUGCUUAGUUUCCCUCCCCUCAGCGGUCUGCAGAGAUUGAAUAAGCCAUGCCUUGACACGCUGGGGGGAAAGAAGAAGAAGUAGAAGAAGAAAAAGCAAAGGUAGCUCAAAGUAGCUUUGACUCGAAAAAGCAAGGGUAGAACUGUUGAUUUGUGGAGACCUUUUUUUUUCUGUACACGUUAAAAAAUCCAAAUUUACACCAGUUAAAGUCUACGGAGAGAACAGAGUACUGUACAUCCCAUCUAUUUUGAGACGUUUUUACAGGAUGACAGCAUGGUGUGCUAUACCAGAGGGUUGUUUAGAUAUGCAUACAAUAUUGUGUGCUUGAUUAUGCCUAAUAAUACACAUACAGUGUGUAUAUUGAAGGUGUGGGUAGUGAAAAUACUUGAAAUGGAUACUCUAACCUUUGUGGUAGUGUACUACUAAUACCAAUGUACAGAAUUCCCUUUAAGAUUAACUCCUCAGUUAUGAAUUUGUACUCCGAAGUGUGACUUAGAAAAACUAUGAAGUGGGAGUGAGUGUAUGUAAUAUAAGCUGUAUAUCUGUAAUCCACUUUUACCAAACCCUUUAUAUACAGCAGUAGAAACCAAAUGGCAUUACUAGUGCACUUAGACUAGGUUACUGCUUUAACUGCUCUCAUUUUGUCCAGUUCUAGCCACAAGGUUUCUUUGAGAAUGUCUCUUUAAUUGUGCCGGCUAACUCACUGCAACGUCAUUUCUGUUCCAGGGGCUUUAGGACGAUUCCCGUUGGUUUUUAGCGGUGAAUGAUUUGUUCGGUGACGGCGGUGUGGCACAGCUUUUUAGCUAAGUCUCCUCAUGGGAAGUCAGAUAAUGCUAGGUGCAUCAGGCAGUGCUUAUUUUUUUCAGAAAGAUGUAAGAGUGUGUUUUUAGUCUUUCUCUUUGCUAAACUGUAGGAUUUGUUCAGUAGCUAGUCAUGGCUGCCCUCCCAGGCACUGGCAGGUGUUGUUCUUUUUCUUUUUGGUUGUUUUUUUUUUUUUUUGUCAUGCCUCUCAAGUUGUUUUAUUUGUGUCCUUGUUGCUUUUUUUAUUUGUGAUGAACUUCAUGAGUAAUUUACCUUAGAAGACAUUAUUAUUAUUCCAAAUGUAUUCGGUUGACAUCUGUAUUUAUUAUCACUUCAAAAAGGAUAAGAGGACAGGGGUAGACAGGAGGGUUUGUUUUCAUUUGAUUUGUCUGGGGUGUUUUUUUGUUGUUGUUGUUUUAUAACGUGUUGUUUUCAAGCCAGCAAGCCUAUGUGAAAGCUCUACCUCGUCUGAGCCAUUCUCAGUUCUGUUACACUUUUGUACAUCAUUUCAAAAAGAUGUAAUGUCAUGUCCACAAUAAAGACACAGAAAAUGCCA